Molecule: messenger RNA, 2409 nt
Organism: Sodiomyces alkalinus F11
Lineage: Eukaryota; Fungi; Ascomycota; Sordariomycetes; Glomerellales; Plectosphaerellaceae
Exons: 2
Coding region: 1-2409 (802 amino acids)
Biological process (GO): activation of GTPase activity
Molecular function (GO): GTPase activator activity
Source: RefSeq, a predicted model, not a curated record
AUGUCUACCACUUUCAGACCAGACUCAGAAUCACUGCCCGACAUGACGCUUCCCGAGUCGUUCAAGUCUUCCUCGUUCCAGUCCAUGUCCUCCCUCCAUUCCGACGACACCAACACCCUUGACGCCAUCGGUCACUUCGAGGACAUUGGGCUCGAUGACGACGCAGACUCGGCUCCUCAGUACCCGCCGAAGCCCCAGGGACACCAAGGUCGCUCGCUCGCCUCCACGGCCCGUUCUUCGAACCCAUACCGCUCCUACUCGUCCGAACGUUAUCCUCCUGCUCAUGCUCACCCUCACGCGACGCCUGGCCGCUCGAAUCCCCUCUCUACCCCCCCUUCCCGAGACCUGGCUGGGGGUGGUGGGGGUGGGAGAAGAAAACCAGAGCCGACCCCAGCUUUUCAUCCUCCGCGACCGACCCCCCAGUCUCUGCAUACCGAAUCGCGUUCGGCCGCCUUUGGCGCUCGUAGUAGCAGCCUCAAUGCUCGUUCACCUCGCCCCGUCAGCCCACAUCACCGCGGCCUCGCCAGCCGAUCCACGACCUCCCUCUCCUUAGCGAACCCGAAUAGAAGACACCGUAGCCGCAGCCCCGUCAUGAACAUGCACAUGCACCCGUCAUCCUUGGUGCCGCGCGACCCAAACACACACAUGAAGCCUAGGAGGAGCAGCUGGCAGUCUACCCGCGAAAGAAAGACCUCUUUAGAGCUAGAGAAGGAGUGCGACGAUGACGACGACGAUGACGAUCACAUCCCCGAAGGUAUCAUCCUCGAUAAUGUGCCCAUCUCGCCCCGUCCCCAAGUGGAACGCUCGCUCAGCCGUGCCUCGUCGCGCGCUCCCUCCGUCGACAGGGGCCCUAAGGAACGCGUUCGUAGUAUAGGCAACGGAACCCCCCGUGUCGCCCUCGCCCACGGCUCGCUCAAGUCGCCAACCUGGAAAACCGACCCGCCGGCGUCGCCCAUCGGACUGGGACUGAUAGGUCAAGGGCCACAACAGGACGAUCGGGAAACGUCGCCCGCCUGGGCUCCCGCCUCGGCCCCGGCCCCUGCUCCUGCUCCUGCUCCUGCUUUCGUCCCUGCUCCUCUCAAGGCGCGCGCCAAGAGCUGGAACGCCGCAUUGUCCGAACUCAGCACCGAGGCCAAGGCCUUGACCGAAAAGCUGGAGGAGCACGCCGACCAAGUGGGCGACGCCGAUGACUGGACCAGCUCCUAUGGCUAUGGCUACGGCAGCGGCCGCAAGCCGGACCAACGGGUCAAAUCCGCCCUCCCGGACCUGCCGUCCCUACGUCAGGCUAACAUCAUGAUCGACGCCAUGCCCAUGUCCAAGGAGAAAGAAGCCGUCCUGGCUCGCACCCGUCCCUCAUGGCUCCCGCCCAAGGACCCGGCCGAGGACCGCAAGCACUGGAAGGAGUACGAGAAGAUGGUGGCGCGCAGCAUCGAGUCGGACCGUCGCCGCGAGGCCGAGAAGCUAUCGAGGUCGUCCGACCGCGACGUCACCGCCGACGGGCUGAUGCGCAUCUGGGAGGAGAACAUCAUCCCGCGCUGGCCCGACGCCGUCCGCGAGCGUCGCACCCGCGAGCUUUGGUGGCGCGGCGUGGCCUCGCGGAGCCGGGGUGUCGUCUGGUCACGUGCCAUCGGAAACGAGCUGGACCUGACCCCUGCGUCGUACAAGGCCGCCUUGAACCGCGCCUACGACGUCGAGGGGCGCAUCGAGGCCGGCAAGGCCGAUGCCGAUGAUUUGCGCAAGGGCGCGUGGUUUUCGAAGAUCCGCGAGGAUGUCAAGGAAAACACCUGGCAGGACCUUCGCAUCUUCCAGGUUGGGGGUCCGCUCCACCAGAGUCUGCUCGAUCUUCUGUUCGCGUAUGCCAUGUACCGGAGCGACAUUGGCUACGUUCAGGGCUGUAAUACUGUUGCCGCACUCCUUCUGCUCAACCUCCCAAACACCGCAGCCGCCUUCAUCGCCCUCGCCAACGUCCUCAACCGGUCUCUCACCCUCGGUUUCUACGCCGCCGACCUGGGCGUCAAGGCAUCGGCCUACAACCUGGUCCUGCAGAACCUGAAGAUCAAGUCCCCCGGUCUCCACGACCACCUGACCCGCCACCUCGCCGACGCCGAUCCGGACGUUUAUCUUGCUAGCGUCUUCACCGGCUUGGGGACCUUGCACCUCGCUAUGGACGAGUGCGCCCGCCUGUGGGACGUCUACGUGUUUGAGGGUGACAGAAUCCUCGUCCGUGCCGCUACUGCGCUGCUGCUUCGUCAGGAGAUGGCGUUGCUGGGUUCCAAGGACGGCCAGGAGAUCAAGCUGAUUGUUGAGGGCGGGGUUACCAAGAAUGGCCGGGUGGCUCUGGCUAGUGGCAAUCAUGACGAAGGGACCUGGAUGAAGUGGUUGAGGGAGGCGGGCAAGGCUGAUUCAUGA